GUUAAGCUUAGCGCUGACAAAAAAUUUUUGAGAUAGUGAUUUACACAAACUCGAUCGGACAGCAUUUGCACUAAUUUAUAUUGAAAAGUGUUUACCAAUAACAGUGUUUACAAAUAACAAUGCCUCAUGAAAGUACUAAAACUAGGAGUGCCAUUCAAGUAUACUGUUUAAUACCUUUCAUUUGAAUAGUCACACACUAGGGUAUUAUUUACAGGCUGAAAAGUUAGGAUCACUUCGUAUACAUAUGGCAAAAUUGCCUCACAUGAAAGUUCUGCUCAGUAGCUUUCAUAUGUAUGUGUAUAUGUACAGUCUGUCAGAUAUAAUCAAUCGAUAAAAAACGAUGUCGGAAAACAAUCUAUGCCUUAAAUAUCAAUCGACAAUCUGGUAAUAAACUAAACUGUCUACGAUCUGAUUAGUUUAACUUGUAAAAAGAAAAUGAAAAUCAUCGUUCAAUAAUCUAUAUCAUUCGAUGGAUCAAUCAUGAUCAAUUUCUUAUUUUCUAUCGGCAAUUGAUAGCAAUGCAUCACACAAAUUAGAUAUCAGUCCAAGAUUGCAAUUGAUAUAUUUUGGUACUGAUUGUUAUUGAUUGCCACUUUGUUGAUUGACCAGACCUGGGAAUUGCACACACCACCAUUUAAGACAAAGGUCUUGGAAGUCACUUCACCAUUCCUCCAUAAGCAUGAGUGGAGGAUUAGCACCAAGCAAGUCUACAGUAUAUGUGGGAAAUUUACCUUAUUCUCUCACAAAUAAUGAUUUACACAAGAUAUUUGAGAAGUAUGGAAAAGUUGUGAAGGUGACAAUUCUUAGAGACAAGGAGACUAGAGAGAGUAAAGGAGUGGCAUUUGUGUUGUUCUUAGAUCGGCAGAUGGCACAGAAAGCAGUUGCAGCAGUCAACAAGAAACAGAUGUUUGGCCGUACUAUAAAAUGUACCAUCGCAAAUGACAAUGGCCGCGCCACGGAGUUCAUCAGGAGAAAAAACUAUCCGGAUAAAUCACAUUGUUACGAAUGUGGGGAAUAUGGCCACUUGAGUUAUCAGUGCCCAAAGAAUAUGCUUGGAGAGAGAGAACCUCCUCCAAAGAAACAGAGGAAGAGGAAGAAACAAGACGAACGAUAUGACGGAGACGAACAAGAUGAAGACGAAGAAGAAGAUGGCGGUGAAGAUCCGUACGAGUUCAGCCUGAGUGCUGUCAUCGAUGAAUGCGCUCGAAUGGCUUCCAAAGACGAUCCAACCAAUCCUGGUACGUCCUCAAGUGGAGGCAGCCAAUCAAAAAAAAAAAUUAUACAGAGUUCGUAUUUUAGUGACGAAGAGGACGAAGAUUAGAAACGGGCGCUUGCCCCAACUCCUUACCGACCACGACUUAGGAGAGAAAAUGUGUGCGAUCUGGGUACCAUAAUACCAUUCGCCUACCUGUUCGUGUACUUCAGUGUCUUAAAUGUGAACUGCCCCGCUUCAUUGACGCAAAAUAAAGUUGUCCCUUCCAUCAGGGGAAGAUCAAAUAUAACGAAGGAAGGACAGCUAGUAAUGUCUUGUGGGAAGCACGGACGCAAUGUUUCAGCCGAUUUAGAACAGGCCGUAGACCCAGGUUUUCAAAACAUGAUCCUUCCGACAUGAUUCUCCCGUAAUUAGCUCUACGUUUUACUUUUCACUUUUCAAAAUCAAAUCCUCGGAUGGGCGAAUUGCGUUUUGAAAAAACUGGUCAACACACUGAACUGAAAUAGUUUAAAACUAAGAACUUUAAAAUAUGUAUUUCAUAUACCACAAGAGGUACAUCAUGCUCACAAGGAUUCAAUGAAGUUUUCCGUGACCCAUUACAUGAAGUAGAAGAGCAACACUGUUAAUCGAUGUUUAUUUGUGAGAAAGCAUGAAAGUCAGAAAAUUAAAUACAGGAGGGCAUUUCAAUGUUGUUAAUGACCAAGAUCUCAAUUGCUCACAAAGAGAAGAAAUCAAAUAAAUUUCUCAAAAUUUUUUUUUUUCAUAAUGAAGUUAUUUUAUCAUGUUUGCAUCUACUUUACAAUACUUUUGCUGUUACUUUACACUAAAACAGUACAAUAAAGGCUACAUACACUACUUAGACCUAUUAACACUACUUUCAGUACAAGACAGCUUCUUUACCCUACAUACUAUAAAGAAUCGAUUUUGCACAAUUUUUAACGGAACAUUACGUACGUAACAGCAAUACAGGUGUUUUCUAAAUUGCAUAUCCUUAAUUAAUCUAUUGUAGCAAUUAAUCUAGAGAUUGUUUUAAGUACGAAUCGACAUGUAGAGAGCCCGGAACCCAAACUGUAAAAAAUAAACGCUUCUUUCCCUGGAGACAAAUAAAAACAAUUUCUCGUGGAGACUUGA
Molecule: messenger RNA, 2344 nt
Organism: Orbicella faveolata
Lineage: Eukaryota; Metazoa; Cnidaria; Anthozoa; Scleractinia; Merulinidae
Product: zinc finger CCHC-type and RNA-binding motif-containing protein 1-like
Source: RefSeq, a predicted model, not a curated record